Messenger RNA from Elgaria multicarinata webbii, 2083 nucleotides. Its product is annotated as zinc finger protein 420-like. Gene Ontology annotation, cellular component: nucleus. Gene Ontology annotation, molecular function: RNA polymerase II cis-regulatory region sequence-specific DNA binding; DNA-binding transcription factor activity, RNA polymerase II-specific. Bases 417 to 1895 code for a protein of 492 amino acids. The record is from RefSeq and is a predicted model, not a curated record. The transcript is spliced from 2 exons. Gene Ontology annotation, biological process: regulation of transcription by RNA polymerase II. NCBI's taxonomy places the organism in Eukaryota, Metazoa, Chordata, Lepidosauria, Squamata, Anguidae.
GGGGAGGCGGGUGCACGGCCGGAGAAAGAGGUGCUGAGAAAGACAACGGGAAUAAUAAGGAGCCCUGUGAAGUGUCCCUAGAAGCAAACAGGCAUGAAGCCGAACAGGAGACCUUUUGGAACAAAGUAGAUCCAAACUGGCACAAAGGAAAUCCAUCAAGGAAUGUGGAGAAGAAGGGGUAUAGAUAAAGAUCAAUUGAAAUCAACAAGAUAUUGCAGAACCCACCCAGGGAAGAAACUAUAUCCAUGUGUAGUGUGCGGUAAGAGGUUCAGUCAAAAGAGUGACCUUAAAAUACAUCAAAGAACAGACACAGGGGGGAAACCUUCUAUAUGCAUAGACUGCGAAAGAGCUUCAGGGAUAGUGGAAGCCUUACUGAUAAUGAAAGAAUCCAUACAGGGCAGACACUAACUGUAUAAAUGGAACGAGGAAAGAAUUUGAGAAGGAUUGUUGGACACACAGGGCAGAAAUCACUGAAGUGUAAGGAGUGUGGAAGGAUUUUCAGCACAACCAGUGACCAUAAAAGACAUCUGAGAACUCACAUGGGGGAGAAACCAUAUAAAUGUACGGAAUGUGGAAAGUGCUUCAAUACGACCAGUAGCCGUUAUGCACAUCAGAGGACGCACACAGGAGAGAAACCUUAUGAAUGCAUGGAGUGUGGAAAAAGCUUCAGGAAUGGUACUCAACUUACUGAACAUCAAAGAAUCCACACAGGGGAGAAACCAUAUGCAUGUAUGGACUGUGGAAAGAGCUUCAGAGUAAGUUAUUCCCUUAAGAUACAUCAAAGGACCCACACAGGGGAGAAACCAUAUGCUUGUAUGGACUGUGGAAAGAGCUUCAGAGUAAGUUAUUCCCUUAAGAUACAUCAAAGGACCCACACAGGGGAAAAACCUUAUGAAUGCAUGGAGUGUGGAAAGUGCUUUAGUAAAAGAAGCGGCCUUACUUUACAUGAACAAACACAUACAGGAGAGAAACCAUAUAAAUGCAUGGAGUGUGGAAAGAGCUACAGUAGGAGUGACGCUCUUACUUUACAUCAAAGAAUCCACACAGGGGAGAAACCAUAUGCUUGUAUGGACUGUGGAAAGAGCUUCAGAGUAAAUUUUCACUUAAGGAUACAUCAAAGAAUCCACACAGGGGAAAAACCUUAUGAAUGCAUGGAGUGUGGAAAGUGCUUCAGUCAAUGCAGCAACCUUACUUUACAUGAACAAACACAUACAGGAGAGAAACCAUAUAAAUGCAUGGAGUGCGGAAAGAGCUUCAGUAGGAGUGGCACUCUUACUUUACAUCAAAGAAUCCACACAGGGGAGAAACCAUAUGCUUGUAUGGUCUGUGGAAAGAGCUUCAGAAAAAGUUCCUGCAUUAGGAUUCAUCAAAGAACCCACACAGGGGAAAAGCCAUAUAAAUGCAUGGAGUGUGGAAAGUGCUUUAGUCAUAGACCGCCCCUUAUUAUACAUCAAAGGACCCACACAGGAGAGAAACCUUAUGAAUGCAUGAAGUGUGGAAAGAGCUUCAAGGGGAGAAGUUAUCUUAGUCUACAUCAAAAAAUCCACACAGAAGACAAACAAUAUAAAUGCACUGCAUGUGGGAAGAGAUUUAGACGAAGUCACCAUCUUGCUCAACAUCAAAGAACUCACACUGGGGAGAAACCUUACGAAUGCAUGGAAUGUGGAAAGCGUUUCAGUGACCGCACUGGCCUUACUUGUCAUCAAAGAACCCACACAGGGGAAAAACCAUAUCCAUGCAUGGAGUGUGGAAAGAGAUUUAGUCAAAGCCCGCACCUUGCUCAACAUCAAAGAACACACACAGGAGAGAAACCAUUUAAAUGCAUGGAGUGUGGAAAGAGCUUCAGGAACAGUGGUAGCCUUAGGGCACAUCAAAGAACUCAUGCAAAGAAAUAACCACAGAAUUGUAUAGAAUAUUGAUAAAUCUACAUUCAUCCAAGAGCCUUUACUCAAUAUGAAAGUACUUCCUCAGCACUGAAUCCAUAUAAAUCAGAAUAGUGCAAAAAGCUUCAAUCAGAGCAAAGUUCUUUCCAUGAAAGAACCCAUGCAAGAAAUUGUUUCAAUUCACACAACCGCCACCAAUU